AUGCAUCCUUCUAGUCGUUCGAACCCUCCUUUUCGAGACAAGGAUCGUCCUCCACUGGUCUCUCUUCCUACUGCUUCCCAACAAGCUCUACCACAGGUUUUAGAUUUAAUUAUCCCACCAUGGAAGCAGUGGAAUUCCGUUGCCAUCAAUUUGUUGAACCUCCCACCUGAAGCCAAUGCAUACGUCCUGUGGAAGGCAUUCCAGAAGGAAGGGCCUAUCUUCUCUAUUGAUUUAUUUGAAGACAAUCACGGGAGGAGGGAGAAUAAGGGAAAGAUACGUUUCAAGCCACCCCCCAAGAGGGAUUUCUGGAGAAAUGGAAUAUAUGCGAUUACUUUGCCUAAUAAUCGCACUUGGUCGAUUCCACUUACCCUUGAUCCCAAGCGCGUGAAUUUAGAAGUCCCAAGUCCCGUCAAGGCACGUACGACUUAUCCGGCCGAAAUCCGAAUCCCCAUCCGUACCAUGGAUAUCGGGGUACAAGCGAACGAGACCUCAAUAGUUCCAAUGCAUACCGUUGGGACUGGGAUUGAUAAGCAUCCUUUCUUGGUGGUUGACUUGAAACGCAGAGUGCUGCAGGUCUACUUCCAACUCGCAAUUCACAAUCCACGGCAGAACCAGACCACUGCAGCAGUGUAUCAUGACUAUCGUCUUACAAUUACAUUCACACAGAUGACUAAGAUUUUUCAGACAUCUGACCCAGUGUCAAAAACCGUUUCCCACUUGACAUUCCUAGACGCUCCUCCCGUCUAUCAUCGUCGUAUCAAGAACAUUGCCAGCACUUUUACUGACGAGAACAGCUGGAGAGAAGGAGAUACUUGGUUUCGACAGACAGAUAUUGUCCAUCGGCCGGAAGAGCUGGCUGCACUACCAAUAGGCCUGCGGAAGUUCAAACCUUUGGUUGAUAUCGGUCGUUGGAAUUCCUUCAAUAUAACGUAUCCACCGAAUGUCGAUGCCAAUGGGAAAUUGGGUUUACUUUGUGACGUCCUGAAGGAUUUCAACAUCGCAAUCGAGCAUACAGAUCGCUUCAUACAAUGGGAUAAAGCUAAGAGACCACCCCCAGUGUGGAAGUGGAUAGACUAUUCUGAAAGUCGACCAUCAAACAAAGCUUCAUCUUCAUUGGCAGAUUUGAUUGAUGAGACUUAUAUCCCCCUCUCCUUCCCUGUCCGCUAUCAGUUGGAGGUCUGCAUUUCCAAUGGGUAUCUCUCCGAAUAUACGAUGACACGAGACUUCCUCGUCAGACUGAAUGAGAUGGGAGACCAGAAGGCUAGAAAGCUUUUGGAGCAUGUUGCGUUGAAGAAGCAAGUUUAUCAUGACCCUAUGAAGAUUUUCAAUCUCAUGUUCGUCAAAGGGGUCACGGAUGCUAAGAUCCCAGGAUACUGCUGUUAUAUGCGAUCUGCUAGAAUAACGCCAGGCACUAUCUAUUAUAAUACACCAUCUGUCGACAUCUCAAAUCGCGUUAUUCGCCAUUACAUUGAAUAUGCUGAUCAUUUCCUCCGCGUCCGAUUCACGGAUGAAAAGAUGUAUGGCCGAAUCAACUCCACCGAUAACAACACAAUGGAUGAGGUUUUCACCCGCAUCAAAAGGACUUUGGCAAACGGUAUUAUCAUCGGCGACAGGCACUACGAGUUUCUUGCAUUUGGAAACUCUCAAUUUCGCGAACAUGGAGCCUAUUUUUUUGCCCCUCUGCCAAAUCUCACGGCUGCCAACAUUCGAGCCUGGAUGGGCCAUUUCAAUGACAUACGAAACAUCGCCAAGCACGCUGCAAGAUUAGGGCAGUGCUUCUCAACGACUCGGGCAGUAACUGGUUGUCCUGUGCAAGUCCGUCAGAUCGAGGAUGUUGAACGCAACGGCUAUACUUUUUCUGAUGGUGUUGGCCGGAUUUCGAAGUUCCUUGCUCAAAUGGCAAUGUCGGAGCUCAAAAUCAAGACUUUUACUGGCAAAAUUCCUUCUGCAUUUCAAUUUCGUCUUGGGGGAUGCAAAGGAAUGCUCACUGUUUCACCCCAAGCCCAGCGCCAGGAAGUGCACAUCCGGCCGAGUCAGCACAAAUUUGCAGCCACACACAAUGGCCUUGAAAUCAUCCGUUGGUCCCAACUAUCUAUCGCAACUUUGAAUAGACAGCUCAUCAUAGUACUCUCCGCUCUGGGUAUUCCAGACAGGGUUUUCCAUACCAAAUUAAAAGCUAUGUUGACAAGUCUGGAUGAAGCAAUGAGAAGCGACCCACAGGCGAUUUACCUGCUGAAGAAGUAUGUGGAUCCGAACCAAAUGACUCUGAUAAUUAGUCAAAUGGUAUUGGAUGGUUUCAGGAAGUCCAAUGAACCAUUUCUGACAUCCAUUUUGACAUUGUGGAGGGCGUGGCAUUUGAAGUACCUCAAGGAAAAGGCAAGAAUUGCCAUUGAUCAAGGGGCAAACUUGCUUGGUUGCAUGGAUGAAACUGGUAUUUUGAAGGGAUAUUUUCACAGUUCCUUCCCAAGCAAGGAUGUCUCGUAUGAGGAUAAGCUAGCUGCACUGCCCGAAAUAUUCGUCCAGGUAUCUCGUCCUGAGAAAGGCGGGAAGCUUGAAGUGAUUGAAGGUCUAUGUAUCCUGGCUCGCAACCCGUCAUUGCAUCCCGGUGAUAUCCGCGUUGUACGGGCAGUCAACGUCCCGGAGCUACAUCAUCUGCAGGAUGUAGUCGUUUUCCCGCAGACCGGGGAUCGGGACAUAGCAAGCAUGUGUUCUGGUGGGGAUCUGGAUGGAGAUGAUUACCUUGUCAUCUGGGAUCCAGAUUUACUCCCAGAUGAUUGGUUCCGCACCCCGAUGACCUAUGCGAGCAACAAGGCCCGAGACCUAGAUAGGGACGUCACAGUCGACGAUAUCACCUCUUUUUUCGUGACAUAUAUGAAAAAUGAUUGUCUUCCUCGGAUCGCCCAUGCCCAUCUUGCCUGGGCAGAUCGCCUUGAAGAUAGCGUCAAUGAAGAGAAGUGUAUCCGUUUAGCACAACUACAUUCAGAUGCUGUGGACUACAAUAAAACAGGAAGGCCUGCUGUCAUGAACCGCAACUUGCAGCCGCGAAUGUGGCCCCAUUUUAUGGAAAAGAAACAUAAACCAAAGGAGCAAAUUUACCAUUCUCGAAAAAUCCUGGGUCAGCUCUACGAUGCGGUUGAACGUGUCGAUUUCAUCCCUAACCUUGAAAUGCCGUUUGAUACCCGAAUACUGGACUGCAGCCUAGAAGUCAGCAAGGAAUUGCUUCAGUAUGCAAGGGGUCUCAAAGUUGACUAUGACACGGCGAUGCGCAGGGUCAUGGCGCAAUAUGAGAUCAAAACGGAAUUCGAGGCAUGGUCCACCUUCGUCCUAAGCCAUGCCAACACGAGCAAGGAUUAUAAGUUGCACGAGGAACUAGGCAUGAUUUCGUCUUCUCUCAAGGAGGCAUUUCGGAAGGAAUGUUAUAAAAAGGUCGGAGGACGGAGUUUUCAACUGCUGGCUCCUUUAGCAGUCGCAAUGUACCGUGUUACCCAUGAAGAAAUGGCUGCGGCAUUUCGAAAGCAUCAAGAUGAACCCAUGAGCGUCAAGUCGACCCCGAAGAUUGAUCAACUGCCACUAAUUAGCUUCCCCUGGGUUUUGCCUCACAUUCUGGGGAAAAUCGCAAUGGGUCAUUAUGAAGUUCCAGAGCGGCCAGCAGGUGAAACUGACGGACCAGAGAAGCCCUCCGGUGUGCUGGAUGCAGGAAAUAGCGAUGUUCAUUUGGACGAUUCUGACGCCAGGGCCUUUCCGGCUUCCUCUCAGCUUCCUGCUCAAAACAUUAUCCAGGAGGAUCCAUUUGGUUUGUUUGAGGGCGAGUUACCGAUUCAACAUCUCUCCCCGCACAAAUCCAAUCUGAGAAUCAAUAUCGCACCUGUCAAUGAGGACAGUAGCAGUAUCAGAUCCCCGGAUCAGCUGCUCGACUUCGGCUUUUCCGGAAAAUCAAGUCAGUCAACAUCCAGAACUAGUUCACCAUCUACAGUUCCUAUGAAUCUGCUGGACCUUGAUGAUAUCCCUGAUGGCAACGGCAUCGAGAAAGAAACCGCCAAGGAUGACAUGGAUACAACUGACGUGAUGAGUAGUGAUGGCGGUCAUAAAAAGACAGAAGUCACAAAGAGUCUUGAAAUUGUUGAGGAAAAGGGGGGUCUGGAGCCCAAUGCCUUAGAUGCACUCAACGAGUUGCUCGGGACCUAAAGAAUACCCCAAAGUGUUCGCUUCCCAUUCUCAUUUCUCCAUUUUUAUGUGGGGUCGUCUUCCCAUAAAACGUGGAACGUCAACGAUGAACAUUCAUAUCAUCCACGCUUCUCACUACGGUUCGGUCAAUGAUUUCGAUGUUCUGUUAAGGCAUGGGCGCAACCCAAGGAAACUAUAUGCACAAUCUAACAUAGGCAACGGCCACUUGAUAACUGAUAAUAGAUUAAAUCAAGCCACACAUACAUAGCAUACAGGGUACAACUAUUCAAAGUUAUGGGUAGACACCGAGUGUCCUGACUCUGGAGUCCGUCCAUAGGUCAAGACCUUUGGCCUAGUAGUGUAUCUAGUAUUACUUCUUUCACCAGAACUUGAAUUUAUCCGGGUCAUUUAUUAUCGUUAUUGUACAUUUAUCUCGUAACACAUACAUCCAACUUAGCCAGCGAUGAUUCCAAAGAUGAUAUCAAUCAGACAGGGCCUUUAACUACCAAUCCAAGAGAUGACGAUUGCUUCUAUAUCGGAGGAAUUCGAUAACCGGAUCCAGAGAUGUCUUAGUGUACUCCCAUCUAGAGAUAUGCCUAGACCGCGAAUAGAAGAUAGGGCAGUCCUUGCUAUCGCAUUUGACGUCGUCGCUGAAUGGCACACCCGCACAAGAUCGGCAGACAUCGUGGAGGUCCUUGACAAGCCUCUCCUCUCGUUGCUGACGGGCGACAAGGUUCAACAAAGAAGUAUGCGGCUGAGCCAUGCAGUCGUUGCAAAUGGGGAUGUCGAUGUCCUCGAGUCUUUGGACUUUGCAGACAAUACAUGAGGAUGAUUUCAUGUAUGACUCUAGCGUCUUUUUGAGGUACUUUUUUGCUGUCGUCCUUCCGCCGCCGCCUCCUCCCCCUUCCUCUUCGCUAAUAGUGGUCGUGGUUGCGAUGGUGGUUGUGCCUUCCACACGACGGGCGCUAUAGAAUUUAGGCAUCUCGUCAUACCACUGACGGACGUUUGCACCGACGAGAUUGAAGAUCCGUUCAACUGGGGGGAUGAUAUUCUUGGUGAUAUAGUACUCAGAGUCGAGUUCGAUUUGGGCAUUGUGGAUGAGGGUUUCCGGGUCAACACAGCGAUCGACAAGUCUUGACCCAGGAGGGCCCGUGAUGACGACGUAAGGGACGCGUUCACCGUAUUGGGGCUCCGAACGAGGAUCCUCAAGCAUCUUCUUCGUGCUUAUCAUCGCUCCUGGGGGAAGUGGACCACGCUCGCUAUAUGCCCCAAGUCUUACUUCCCUCGCGAAACAGAAGUCCUGGAUGGGCACGUUUCCCCGCAUGAUCUUGGCGCAUUGGUUUUGAAAGUAGCAUUUGACUUGGCUAAGGUCUGUUGUUUUGAAGAGAAUCUUGAGCAUGUUUUCCUCGAUUUUCUGUUCCGCCGGUGUACCGUCACGCCGGACCGUUUCAAUCCCCUUCGCGUCAAAUUCAGGCUCUUUCUGAUUUCGAUGUUCAUACUUGAAGCCGACAUAUCGCUUCUUGGCAAGCAGAACGCAAGGAUGGUAUACUUUUUCGAAUUUCAACUUCACCGGACGAGGAUUCAUCUGAGUUAUAGCUUCCGCGAUCUCUUCGCCUAUAUCAAAGGCUUCUUCUCUGGUUCGUCCUUUGAGGUAAACGAAAAGACUGUCUGUGUCCCCAUAUACGACCUCGGCGCUCCAUCGAUCAUUUGAAUGGAUAAAGUCAAUGGCUUUCUCAAGGAUUUCCCGUCCGGAUUGGACAAUGCUGUCAGCAAUCUCCGAGCAAGGCAUACGGCCAGAGAAUGUCGCCGAGGUAUAACCGUAUGUCACGUUGGCAAUCAACUUGAGUGCAAGCUGUCUGUGGUUAAGAAGACGUUGCAAGAUCUUAUCAUCCUUGUCUGCCUUCAUGCCAGUUUUCAACAUAACACGAGUCUCAAGAAUCUCGGAGAGCAUCCUUGCAAGAAGCGACCUCCGUACCGCCGGCUUCGUGUACAUCAUUCCAUUUGGCGCGAUGUUUAUUUUGUCGCGGAGUAGCUCCAACAUCAGCGGUUGUCUUUUGUAAUCUGAAAACCCCAUUUUGUCCCGGCCCUUCCAGGAUGAAACCCUCCCGAGGAAAGUAGAAUAGCAGUAGUUAUAGGCGAUCAUGACACUUGGGUAUAACGACUGAAAAUCCAACACAAGGAGAGGACUUGUGUAGAAACCGCUCUGCGGCUCCAUAACCAACGGCAAGCAUUCGAGAGCAUUCUGCUGGCCUACCUGCUUCCUACUUGGGGAGGGCAGGAUAAAAUUCUCGGGCUUCGCGAUUCGAAACAUUAAGGAUUCGACCUUGAAUUGAGAGCCACGGGAGAAAACCGAGAGAAAAUCGAUGCCAAGCAAUCUGGCCUGCUCGCUUGUCCGCGAUAUCAACUCGUUCGAGUCGAGGAUUUUGAUGUCCAUUUGUACACGAGAGAGGAAGUAGUCGAUAACUUUGAACCGAUUUCGAAUGUUCCCACUUUGGUACCAAGAAGUAAGGCCUUGGAAUGAAUAGUGAGGGAUCCUGCGACGCAAGACAUGGAAGACAACGUUCUCCAUAGUGUACUGGAGUAGAUUCAACUCGCUCCUCAUAGCGCGCCAGAUGUUAAUCAUAUGUCGACCGACUAUCCGAAUAGAAGAUGAAUGGGUAAAGCCCCAGCGAUCUGAAUCCUUUCCAAACCUCCCUUGUGCCUUUGACUUGACCCUAGAUAGUUCAUUGCACAUAUCGUAAUCGUAUUGCUUUUUUGCCCUUUCAAUCAAGUAACCCCAAGAGCUACUGUGAACCUCAUAGCCUGUAAGGAUAUCUGGGUCGUAGAAUCUGACGAUUUCGACCAAUCUGGUAAACAAAUCCAGCUCAGUCGGUUCAUAUGCAAGGUCAAUUUUCAAUGUGUUAGAAGCUUUCACUUCUGGCCGGUCAUGAAAUAUCAUUCCCACACGAGACUUUGGGAUCUUGCCAUUGGUAGCAAUGUUUUCAUUUUCCGAGUGGAAGCACCAAAAAACACAUGUAACUUCAUCCUCCUCCGGAUUUGGCACAAGUACCCCCCGAGUAUUCACAUGGAUUUCCAAACUCAUUGUGCUCAUAUAGUGAACCUCAUGCUCGACACUCGUAGAUACUUUAUUCUGUGAGUGGGUAUCAUGGCCGCUAUUCUGGGUAAGGGCUUCUAUUUGCGAAAGUACACUAGGUUUUGUUCCCUGGUCGGCAUGCCUAUCCUUCGGGUUCAUGAUUUCAGCCUGCUUAAUGGUUUCAGGCUUUCGCUGCACAUUUUCAAACCAUUCUAUGACCUCAGAACGACUGGGUGGAACAGGAACAAACUCCCAUACCCGACGGUGUAGGGAUUCUCGUAAUUGCCUGUCUAGUUUUGCCUGGAUAUCUCGGUUAUUAGGCAUUGAAAGUUGAUCGUCAAGUGUUGUAAACGACCGUCCUGAUGGGUCGAAAUCUGGUAGAUAAU
Molecule: messenger RNA, 7623 nt
Organism: Monascus purpureus
Lineage: Eukaryota; Fungi; Ascomycota; Eurotiomycetes; Eurotiales; Aspergillaceae
Source: the annotation of a GenBank genome assembly